Salmo salar (Atlantic salmon) is the source of this 2086-nucleotide messenger RNA. RefSeq lists its product as uncharacterized. NCBI's taxonomy places the organism in Eukaryota, Metazoa, Chordata, Actinopteri, Salmoniformes, Salmonidae. The record is from RefSeq and is a predicted model, not a curated record.
GUUCCAACAACAACCACGGCUUCUCCAACAACAACCACAGCUGCUCCAACAACAACCACAGCUGCUCCCAUAACAACCACAGAUGCUCUCCCAACACUCACAGCUUCUCCUACAACAAACACAGUGGCUCCCACAACAACCACAGCUACUCCCACAACAACCACAGCUUUUCCCACAACAACCACAGAUGCUCCGACAACAACCCCAGACGUUCCAACAACAACCACUGUGGCUCCAACAACAACCACAUCUGCACCCAAAGCAACCACAGCUGCUCCCACAACAACCACGGUUGCUCCCACAACAACCACAGCUGCUCUGACAACAACCCCAGACUUUCCAACAACAACCAUAGUGGCUCCAACAACAAGCACAUCUGCACCCACAACAACCACAGUGGCUCCAACAACAACCACUACUUCUCCCACAACAACCACAGUUUCUCCCACAACAACCAUUGCUGCUCCCACAACAACCAGAGCUGCUCUACCAACAGCCACAGCUGAUACCUCAACAAACACAGCUGCUCCCACAACAACCAAAGCUGCUCUCACAACAACCACAGCUGCUCUCACAACAACCACAGCUGCUCCCACAACAACCACAGUUGUUCCCACAACAACCACAGCUGCACCCACAUCACCCACAGCUUCUCCCACAACAACCAUAGCAGCUCCAACGACAACUACAUUUGGGGCUACAAGAACUACAGAUACUCCCAAAACAAACACAGCUGCUCACACAAUAACCACAGCUGCUCCCACAUCAACCACAGCUUCUCCCACAACAACCACAGCUGCUCCCACAACAACCACAGCUGCUCCCACAACAACCACAGCUGCUCCGACAACAACCCCAGAUGUUCCAACAACAACCACUGAUGCUCCCACAACAUCUUCAGCAGCUCAAAAGACAAAUACAUUUGGGGCUACAACAACCACAGAUACUCCAACAACAACCACAACUGCCUCAACAACAAUGACAGUUGCUCCCACAACAACCACAGAUACAUCCACAACAUCCUUAGCACCACAACAACCACAGCUUCUCCAACAACAACCACUGCUUCUCCAACAACAGCCAAAGACGCACCCACAACAAACACAGCCGUCCCCACAACAACCACAGCUUCUCCCACAGCAACAACAUCAGCUCCAACGACAACUACAUUUAGGGCUACAACAACAACAGAUACUCCUAAAACAACCACAGCUGCUCCCACAUCAACCACAGCUUCUCCCACAACAACCACAGCUGCUCGCACAACAAGCACAGCUGCUCCCACAACAACCACAGCUGUUUCCACAAUAACCAUAGAAUCUCCCACAACAACCACAGAUGCACCCACAACAACCACAUCUAUCCUCAGAACACCCACAUCUGCUCCCAACACAACCACAGUAGCUCCAAUGACAACUACAACUGGAGCGACAACAACCACAGAUACUCCAACAACAACCACAUCAACUCUCACAACAACCACAGAUGCUCCCACAACCACCACAGCUGCUCGCAUAACAACCACAGCUGCUCGCACAACAACCACAGCUGCUCCCACAAUAACCACAGAAUCUCCCAAAACAACCACAGAUACAUCCACAACAACCCCAGAAGCUCCAACGACAACUACAAUUGGGGCUAAAACAACCACAGAUACUCCAACAACAACAACAACUGCUCCCAAAUCAACUACAGCGUCUCCAACAACUACCACAGCUGCUCCAACAAAAACCACAGAUCCUCGCACAACAACCACAGCCAUCCCCACAACACCCACAGAUGCUCCCACAACGACCACAGCAGCUUCAACGACAAAUAUUGUUAACACAACAGCUCCUCCAGCUAACCCAGCACCUAUAACUGAUGUAGGGUGGGCUAGUACCAGCAAAGGAAGCAUACGACAAAUUACCACAAAGGGUGGGGUUAUAGGUCCAACCAGUUCGAGUUAGUCAUCAGAGGCCAGUUAUAGGAGGCUAAAGUAGGCACAGGAGGAGUUUUGACCAGGAUGGGAGUAGCUUUGUCUAGAUGGAUGCUAUUGGCAUCUUCAGGGAAGUUCCAGAUGAAUACAAAGCUGUGAAUCAAAUAU